AUGCCGCCUCUGCCGGAAUAUCGUACUGCUGGUCCGAUGGAGUACGAUGUCGACCAAAGGCCCGCACCCGAUUCGUCUCCCACUGACUCGAUGGACAUCGAACUUGAUCAGGCGUCUCAGUCAGAGAGUCCACCUCGAUCAUUGAAAGAGGAGAAGUCGGCUGCGAGUGGCGACAGAAUCUCAAACAGUCCAGCCGCGGCGGACGUCAGCUUGUCCGCGGCCCCGACAGUGAAAGGCAAGCGUCGGGACUCUCAUCACGCGGUAUCGGAGCCUCACAAAGACGAACUCAAAAAGGCGAAAGAACCCAAGAACUUUUUCAAAGUUGGCAAGGUCUUUUAUGCCCGACUCCCGGACUUAUUCGACCACAAGGGCAAGCCACUCGACCCGAAAUACGACGACAGCAGGAGCACUUCCACCCGCUCCGGGUCCCUGACGCAGAUCUCGCCCGGCGAGUGGGUGUUUGCAAAAACCCGCCCAUGGGUGGUGGUGCGGGAGGGCCCUCUAUCUUGCCAGGCGGUCCCCGUGAAUUCCUACGGCCACAGAGCGACGGGCAAGUGGGGAAUCAAGGCUAGCGACCACGCCAUAAUCUACUCGGGCAGGGUAGCAGCAGAGCCGCUACCCGAAGAGGGAUUGAUGCAGCCGUUUGCUAUCCGCGUUGAUGCUGAUAGGAACGAGGAGAAACUCGAUCCGCUGUCACGAGUGGACUUCGGCCGACCACAAACCAUCCAGCAUUACGCCAAGGUCAAGAGCUUCGGGAUGGUGAACAGUGACUCGGUGGCGAACCUCGUGAGCCAGUGGAGGAAUGUGAAUUUGGAGGACACGCGACACGCGUCGCCGGUGAAAGUGGCGGAGCGUCGUCCGGGUGGAACGACGUCUUCGAGUUCAUCCUCGCAGUACCACCGGGCGUACAACGAUUUGGUGAAGAUGGGAUGGAUCCACGACGACGUUAUCAAGUUCCUCGAGCCGACCCGAAACGCUGCCAUUAGCAAGACGAGAGGGCGUCGACAUCGUGCCUCCACUGCAAGUGGAAAUGCCGACGUCGCUGCCAGGGGGGAUGGUCCGGCCACCGAAGAAGGUCAUGCGAUGGCAAAUGGAGACGAGCACCACAGCGCUGGAAGUUGAGCUCGACAAAUGAUGCAAGAGUUGUGACGUCUUCCGGUGCAGAAUGGUGAAGGCGUUUGGAACUGUUAUGAGGGAGUAGCUUCACAGUUGUAGAUUUGUCAACAUUCGUGCUCCGCCGGAGAGGCAACGCAAGUUGCACUGCAUUUGUUUCACAGCAAGCGUUCACUGCCAGACUCAGUGCUGCCUUGAUGCUAUGAACAGGGCUUAGAUGAGCGAGUCAUCAAUCGUAGGCGGCAAGGUGUAGGUGAUGAUCACCAAAAUUAUUCGAGCCCAGGGCGUGUACCGGAGUGUGUCUCAUUGACGUUAGAAGCUGAAUGUCUAGAGGUAGCGCCGGGUCCACCGCCUA
Molecule: messenger RNA, 1468 nt
Organism: Neohortaea acidophila
Lineage: Eukaryota; Fungi; Ascomycota; Dothideomycetes; Mycosphaerellales; Teratosphaeriaceae
Exons: 3
Coding region: 1-1122 (373 amino acids)
Source: RefSeq, a predicted model, not a curated record